This is a messenger RNA of Ilex paraguariensis (yerba mate), 2111 nucleotides long. NCBI's taxonomy places the organism in Eukaryota, Viridiplantae, Streptophyta, Magnoliopsida, Aquifoliales, Aquifoliaceae. The record is from the annotation of a GenBank genome assembly.
UCUUGCUCACUUCCCCUCCACAGAUCAAAUAAUGCGAAUUAUCCCAAGACGAUAAUAUGAAUUAUCCAAGCCCCCUCUCUCUCCCCCAUAACCAAACGUUUCUCUCUUAAUUCACCCCCAAAAGAAGCAAAAUCAGAUAAAGAAGAACAUGAUAAUGAACCUAUUAUCCUCUCCAUCUUCUUCUUCUUUCUCUCUCAUCAGAUUAAUUAAUUCAAAGUCACCCAUCUCAGAAUUCCCUCUAAAACCCAAAUCUUUAUCUUCUUCAAUUCAUUGCCCAUUUUCUUCACAUCCCAAUUUUCAUUCAACGAAUCAAUUUUUCUAUGACAAGAUUAGAUACCCAGAUGGAAAGAGAAAAAAUUUCAGGACUUGGGCUUUGUCUGGAUUUGAUAUUGGUGGCUUUGAGAGUGCUCAAUCAGUUCUAGAGGCAGCUGCGGUGUUGACAGCUAUCAUUGUUGUUCAUGAGAGUGGUCACUUUCUGGCAGCUUAUCUUCAGGGCAUUCAUGUGAGUAAAUUUGCAGUUGGGUUUGGUCCAAUUUUAGCUAAAUUUAAUUCAAACAAUGUGGAGUACUCAGUUAGAGCAUUUCCUCUUGGUGGCUUUGUUGGUUUUCCUGAUAAUGAUCCUGAUAGCGAUAUUCCAGUAGACGACGAAAAUUUACUGAAAAAUAGACCAGUUUUUGAUAGAAUACUUGUUGUUUCAGCUGGUGUAAUUGCCAAUAUAGUGUUUGCAUAUGUUAUAAUCUUCGUACAAGUCUUGUCUGUUGGAUUGCCUGUCCAAGAGGCCUUCCCUGGGGUGCUUGUUCCUGAGGUUCGGCCCUUUUCGGCUGCAUCAAGAGAUGGGAUGCUCCCUGGUGAUGUAAUUCUAGGCGUUAAUGGAAUUGAUUUGCUAAAAACAGGCCCUAAUCUGGUUUCUGAGGUUGUUGAUGUCAUUAAGAAAAAUCCCAAAAGAAAUGUGUUGCUUAAGGUUGGGAGGGGACAGCAGGAUUUGGAAAUUAGUGUCACCCCUGAUGAGAAUUUGGAUGGUACAGGUCGAAUAGGAGUUCAAUUAUCACCAAAUGUGAAAAUUUCGAAGGUUAGACCAACAAAUCUUAUAGAAGCUUUCAAGUACUCGGGGAGAGAAUUUUGGGGUCUUUCAUCUAAUGUUUUGGACAGCUUGAAGCAGACUUUCCUUAAUUUCUCACAAUCCGCCAGCAAGGUUUCAGGUCCUGUUGCCAUCAUAGCUGUUGGUGCUGAGGUCGCAAAGUCGAAUAUUGAUGGACUUUACCAAUUUGCAGCUAUUCUGAAUAUUAACCUUGCUGUAAUAAAUCUUCUACCUUUGCCUGCUUUAGAUGGAGGUACUUUGGCCUUGAUCCUUAUAGAGGCAGCCAGAGGUGGAAGAAAGCUUCCUUUGGAAUUAGAGCAGGGUAUUAUGUCAUCAGGAAUCAUGUUUGUUAUAAUUCUUGGCUUAUUCCUUAUCAUCAGGGAUACACUAAACCUUGAUUUCAUCAAAGAUCUGUUGUGAGUACUUAGCAAAGUCUCUGCAAUUUGAAUUUGGUUUGGGUUGGGAAAACUUCCCAAGAUAUUGGUAUCAAAUUAGACAUGGUGCAUGGUCGCCUGGGAUUUUUCAUGCUGCAUCCUUGUGGUGGCUUGAGCUGAUAUGCUGCUUUUUCUGGGACAUUCUAGUGGCAGGUGGCGUAGAGUGCCUCCUGGUUCUUAAUCCCUUUUGUUCAGCGUGAAUCUUCCUUCUUGUCCUAUGAAUAUAAGUUUUUUUGAUAUUGGAAGCAUGGGCAUGGGUUGUGGACACUUUAAUGAGAGUUCCAACCUACUAAACUUUAUGUGCAUGAGAGUAGAAAUGCAUUCCUUUCUCAUCCUUGCUUAUUGAGCACACUGGAGUGCCACCAAAUGGAAUCAUGUCUUCCAAUGAUAACUUAUCUGUUGUAGAUCGAGUAAAACUCAAAUAUCAGUGAGAGAACUGCUGCUAUUACUUAAAGAUGUCAAAAUAAAGUUUCCAAUUGUUUACUGUUUAUGCACAAUGCUGGAAUAUUUUUUGUUCAAAUUUUUCUGUGGUGCCAUUAUGCAGUACUAAUCUAUAGUGUAUGUCAUGUACCGCUGAAUUUGUGUAGCUAUUAAGGAAC